This is a messenger RNA of Leptonychotes weddellii (Weddell seal), 1468 nucleotides long. Lineage: Eukaryota; Metazoa; Chordata; Mammalia; Carnivora; Phocidae. The record is from RefSeq and is a predicted model, not a curated record.
CUGUUCUGAGGACUUGGGGAUGGACGCUGGCCUGCAGAGGUCAGCGGCCCGGUGGCCUCGUCUUUGGUGUUGGGAGACGCCAGCGUGGUGGGCUCAUCUGGCUGGCGGCCGGGCAGGUGCCGCGUGGAGCCAUGGGAUGGAGCACGAUGCCCCCGCGGGUUGGUCUGGGCUCGUGGGAACGGUGGCUGGGAACAACAGCACAUCUGUGUUCCAGGGCUGGAGAAAGACCCAGCUGCACUGGGCUUGCAGGCGAGGAAGAUGGCGAGGAGGGAUGAGGAGGCACGUGACCCCACCUCUGCUGCUGCCCAGCUGCAUCAGCUGCAUGGACGCUUGCCCCCUCCCCCGAGCCCCAGGGCACCUGUGGGACCGGACGAGGCUGGGAAGCUGGCAGCGGAGUGGGCCCGGGCGCCUGUCGUGCCCUUCGGGGUGGACCUGUGUUACUGGGGCCAGGAGCAGCCGAUGGCGGGGAGGAUCCUCAAGCGUGACUCUGAGCACCGCUUCUGGAAGCCCAGCGAGGUGGACGCGGAAGUGGACAGCGCCAGCGUCCCAGAGAUGCCGUGGAACCGCUGCAUCACCUUCGCGGGCAAGUUCGAGCCCGUGCGGCACCAGUGCCGCGCCCCGAGGCCCGACGGCCGGCUCUGCGAGCGCCAGGACCGGCUGAAGUGCCCUUUCCAUGGGAAGAUCAUCCCCAGAGACGAGGCGGGCCGGCCCCUCCACCCGGAGGAUAGGGCCUGGGAACAGAGGCAGCAGCUGCGGAGACAGGCAGGGCGUGCAGGUUGGCAGGACCCCGAGUUUAUGAGAGAUGUGGAGGCUGCCACGGGAGUGGACCUUGGCUCGUCUAGGUCCAGCGGGAGAGGCAAGGGCAAGCGGAGGAAGCACCCUGGCCUCACCGACCUGAAGCAGCAGGCCGACACUGCCCGCGCACGCAUCGCCAAGAAGGUGUUUGCUAAAGCCGCUGUGCAGAGGGUGGUCACAGCCAUGAAUCAGAUGGACCGGAAGAAGCACGAGAAGUUUGCAAACCAGUUUAACUAUGCACUGACUUAGAGGGCCAGACUGGGUGUGUGUGGUCCCCUCUGGUCGUCUGCUCUUCUCCCUCGGCCAGGGCACCAGGAUCGGAGCGCAGACACAGGACUGGGCUGUAACCACAGCCACUGUUGUUAUGUGUGUUUCGUGUGAGGAAAGAGUGUGUAUUCUAGUCACAGUUCCCCAGAGGUAUGGACUCCCCCUGCCCUGGGGAGCCACAGCCAUCCGGGUUAUGGGUCUGGCCCGCCCGAGAGCCUGGAGGUGACGUGGGCAGCGUGGCUCAGUGGGGCAUCUGGCAAAGCCUGUCCCCAUGUCACCCCAAGCCCCACUUCCCAGCCUUUUCCCUGGGCAGUAGGAGGGACUCGGGGGGACUCUAGGAACCCUCAUGCUUCUAUGUAAACACUGUUUCUAAGACAAGCUGGGAAGUAAACCGUUCAGCGUCGCA